AUGAGAGUCGAAGAACUGAACCGAGGGAGUAACGAACUCGUUAACGUUCUGCUGAGUCAGUUGGAGGAAGAACGGGGAAUCAUUGUACACCUAAACACGAGCCGUGAUUCAAUGAACUCCACACUAAAUAGCAGUAGCAAUAAUACUACUUCUAUCACUACAGCUGCAUGUAGUAGUAACAAUAAUAACAUCAUCUCGUCGUCAUCCUCUGUUAUAUCUGAUAGACUGGUUACAUUUAGAGUUGACAAGCUUGAGGGCGAACUAAAAUCUGCCGUAAAGGAAAUUGAAGAUAUGAAGGAGGCCAGAGAGAGGCAGGCUAAGCUGGUAGAAGCAAUAGUCCAGCAGAGAGAUAUGUAUAAAAAGCUGGCCACACAACAGCAGCAGGCCACGCCUCAGAGUUCUAGACGAUCAUCCUUAGCGUCAUCUGUGGCAGAAAUUUUUAACAACAAUAGCAGCAUUAGCAUUGAUGAUGAAGAUAACAACAUCAACAACAACAGUAAUAAUAAAAGUGGUAUUGAGGUUAAGGAUGCAUUCUCAGACAAUGUUACGACCGGCAGACGUCUAGACGAGAUGGAGAGGAAAGAAUACGAUGGAUUGAAGGAAACUCUGUCUGAACUGAAGGACGAAUUUGCUGUCUACAGGAGAGAGAAGGGUGAACAUGAGAGGUUAUUCUUCUUCUUCUUCUUCUUCUUCUUCUUCUUCUUCUUCUUCUUCUUCUUCUUCUUCUUCUUCUUCUUCUUCUUGUUAUUUUUAUUUUUGUUGUUGUUGUUAUUGCUAGAAUAUUUAUACAAUCUGGAGUUUAUGAACGAGAGGUAUAAAGUAUGGCAGUCCAAUUCAGAGAGUCACAAGAGGGAGGCGGAGCUAAUUAGAGAGAGAAAUAAUAAGCUGUCUGAGUCUCUGGCUAAACAUCAGCAGUCCCUUGUCAUUUUGAGAGAGGACUUGAAGUCAUGCCAGGAGCGUGCCACAAAGGCCGAAGUCCAGUGCACUAGUUUGCUUGUGGAGAAGGAGAAGUUGAAAUUAGUGGAAGAGAACUUGAGGCACGAACUUGAAUCCGUCAGAUCUGAGAACAGCUCAAGAUCACUACUGCUUAGAAAUAUUGAAACUCUACAGAAUAAUCUAGAGAGAUCGGAUUUCGAGAUGAAAGUGAAACUGAAUCAAAGAAUCGAAAACUUGGAGAAAGAAAACACUGUCUUGAGAAAUAGAGUUGAGAAUGCUGACGACCAGCAGAAAUCAUUCGUAUAUUCUUUGGAGAAAGAUGAGUUAGAAAGAGAGGUGAUUGACCUGAAUGGGAAGUUAACUGUGGAAAGAUCCAAUUUGGAGAGCAAUAACAUUAAGAGAGAAUUGAAUGAGUUGAGAGAGAAGCAUGGCAGAUUAACUCUAUCAUUGGAAUCAUCUCGGAAGCAGUUUGCACAGGCCGAGCAGCAGAUGGAGAAUUACAAGUCAAUGAACAUCGAAUUGGAAAGAUGCCUAGACGAGCAGAGGAAUGGAACCAAUUUACUUCAAGUGCAGCUGGAUAAUAGCAUUAAAGCAAUUGAAGAGCUGACAUCGGAGAAAGAUAACCUAACGAUCGAGAGCCAGAAAUUGUCAGAGGAGAACGAGAGAUUGAAAAAAUUAGUGGAGGAAUUAACCAGAGAAAGAGAGAGAUUGUCACAGCCUACUCUUAUUGACCCAGGAAUAGUGCUAGAGUUGGAAAGUGCGAAGGAAGAGCUAAGGAUGGUGUCGAUGUUGAAGGCCGAGGCAGACGAGAGGCAGGAGCUAAUUAAGAAAGAUCUAGAACACCAUGUUGCCGACGCUAAACAAGCUCACGAGAACUACGAGAGAGAAUUAAUGCUGCACGCUGCAGACGUUGAAGCCCUCUCAAACAUCAAAAAACAAUUGGGUGAGGCAGUUGAAAAAUUAGAAGCUAGUGAACUAAAGCUCAAGGACCACAUGAUUAAGUGUGAAGCAGAAAGGAACAAUUGGAGCGAGAAGGAGGUGGAUUACAAGAGUAGGUUGAACGUGCUGAAGGAAGCCAUUGCGUCCACGAAAGCACAGAACAACCUACUGCAUGAUGAGAUGUGGAAGCUAUCUGAGAAGAUGGUGGAACUGAAGAAGAAAGAUGAAGAAGAUAAAGAGUUGAUGAAAUCAUUGACAUCCCAGCUGGAUGGCUCAACGUCAGCUACAACAACAGCACCAACGAGUUUAGAUGAUUCUGUUGUUGUUGUCGAGAAGAGCCCAGAACAAUUACAUGCUAUCAUCAAAUACCUUCGGAGAGAAAAAGAAAUUUCAGAGGCGAAAUUCGAGGGAAUCGAAAGUGAAACUAAGAGGCUGAGAACACAGGUGGGAAUUUUGAAGCGACAGCUGGAAGAAACUGAAGAGAGCCUGACAAAAGAGAGAGAGAAAGCUCAAGCAAGUUUUGAUAAUGAUGAUGAUAAUGACGAUGAUGGUGGGAUGGCGGAAAUGGAAAGCCAGAUGGAGCCUUUGGAGAACAGAUGCCAGGAUUUGGAGAGCGACAAACUGGUCAUCCAGAAGGAGUUGGAAUUGUCGCGGGCUGAAGCCGAGAAGUGGAAAAAGAGGACGACACAACUUAUCGAGCAGUGCAACAAGUUUGAUCCUGAAGAGUUGAAAAACGCCAUUGACGAGAGAGAUUUGCUGAAAGCCAAGAAUGAAUCAAGCCAGGAGGUCGUGCACCAGCUGACGGCAGAAGUUUCAAAGUGCCAACUGCAGAUAACUGCCCUACAAACCAAAGUAGUAGAGUUGAACCUAAGUCUGGAGAAAUCAGAAGAGAGUAUGGCAGCGGCCAAUGACAAGAUAGAGAAGUUGCAGACCGAAUCGGAGGAAAAGUCGAAGACAGCCACUCAGUUACGGAAAAUUGGCCGGAAAUACAAGAUGCAGUGGGAGGAGUUACAGAAGGAGGUCGAGGCCCUGAAGGUGAAACAGGACCAAUCAGGGCUUGUUAACGAAUUGCAAGGAAAACUUCAAUCCAUGGAGCAACAACUUGCACUGGAAAGCGAGAAACUGCAACGGAAGCAAAAGGAGCUAGACGGCCUAAUUAUUAGCCUGACCCAUUCCGAGACUCAAGAGCAGAUGGUUGCGAAAAAGUUGCGGGAUCUAGAGGCGGUUGAGAGGCAGUUGCAGACUGAAAUUACUGCUUUAAAACAGGAAUCGAACCAGCUGUCGAGGGAUAAACAAUCCUUAGAGUCGGCUACACACCACCUGACAGAAGAGCUACGGAGAUUAGACGAGAACUCGAAGACCGCCACAUUGGAGAUGGAACGACUGAAGCGAGAACACGAUCAGACCCUUGAGGAUAACAUCACCUACGCCAGAGAGAACACUCGCCUAUCUGAGGAGAACGUGCGUAUCGCCGACGACACUAACAAGUUAGUGGAAGAAAAGAAGGAGCUAGAGAAGAAAUACAACCAGUGCCGUGGUUUCAUGGUAAAUGCAAAGACCUGCAUUGAGAAUUUGAAAGUUGAUGUGAAAAAGUUGAUGGAGGAGAAGGAGGAUUUGGCGAGAAUGGCUUCAGUUGGUAACGAAACGGCCUCUGCUUCUUCCACGGCUCCCUCAACUUCCGGCACGACAUCCGCUAAGGAGAGGAAUGAUAAAGAGCAGCAGACAUCUGAUUUGGACGAUCAACAACAACAUCAACAACAACAACAGCAUCAACAACAUCAACAACAACAACAAAUCCAUCUAACCAAUGAUAAGCUUUCUAGAGAAAACAUUGAACUGAAGCAGAGAGUGAAUUCGUUGCAUAAGGAGAUUGAGAUGCUGAGGAACAAGACAGCAGCACAGCAGCCCUCCACGAAACCCAUCCUUUCUGCACCACCCGUUGAAAGGAAUAUCUCAGGCAGCCAGUCAACUUCGUCAACUUCCUCCUCAUCUUCACUGCUCGAACACAGCAGCAGCAGCAGCAACAGCCACAUCAGCGGCACCACUACUAGCAACACCAUGUCUGCUACUCUGACUACUCGUCGCGCUAACAUUCGCCCGAUGACGAAUCCGCCAAAUACGACCACGGCCACAUCUGCAGCUACUGCACAAUCAGUGCAUCACCACCAUCAGCAACGUUAUUCAACUCCUGUUCAGCCAGUACGACGCAGCGCUGACGUGCUCGCCUCGACGAUGGUGGCGUCAAUCAGGCCGAUGGCUGUGGUCAGUCAGUCGCAGGCCGUCAUCAUGUCCAUGUCGUCAACUCCGAUGGCUACUGUUAUGCCAACUGCGAUCAACACAUCGUCUUCUUCGUCUUCCUCGUCGUCCCAAGAAAAUGAGAGUGCAACAGUGUUGUUGCUGUCGCAAUCGACUUCAACGUCGUCAUCGACGUCAUCUUCGUCUAGCCAGCCUGCUGCAACCAUGAGGCCGACUCAGCAAGUACAGCCUGUCUCACACACCGAGGAGUCUACUGUGUCAUCAUCCGGAGAGGAGCACAAUUCGCAGACGCCUCAAAGCAUAGCCGCCCUGAUGGUCGGCGAUGGACAGGCGAUGACGUCACAGCAGCACCAGGCAGGGGGGUCUGGGGCGAGUGGUAGCGGCCACAGCGGUGGUAGUAGUGGUAGUGGCGUUGGACUUAUCGGUAGCAUGGGUGGUGCUGUGGGCUCUGCUGUUGGCUCGGUCGUCUUGCUGGGUGGCAGUGCUGUCAAGAGGCAGAGAGAGGAAAGUAACCUACCAGACGACCAAUCAGAUCAGCAGGAGAUGGACGCACCACACAAAAGGUCGAAACUGUUGAUUGGCGAAGCCGCAGACACUACCCAAUCUUCGUCAUCCUCCUCAGGGGCUGCCCUGGCCGCCGGGUUCAAGAGCCUGCCUCCUCAGGAGAUGGAGAGGGAGGCAGUGUCUAGGGCUCAGCCAGUGGAGGUUCACCAGGUUCAAGUGCACGCCCAGCAGCAACAACAGUCGCAAGUUAUCGCGGGCACUGGCAUCCACAACCUAUCCCACCAUGCCAGCAACAACCUAGACAUGAGCACUACUAACAACAAUGGCAGCAGUAGUAGCAGCAGCAACAACAACAACAACAACAACGCCAGUAUCAUGCUGCAAUUCGACGAACUUCCGGAUUAUCAAGAUCUGGAGUACGAUCCCACCAAUCCUUCGAAUCCGACGACGUCGGGACAGUCUCAAAAUCCUGAAAAUCCUGACGAAAGUCAGGGCGGGAUGGACGAAGAACAGCAGCAGCACCAUCAAAGACGGAGGCGACAACAAAGGAAAAGAGAUAGACAGAUGGUCGUAGAGGAAGGAAUGGAUGAGUAUAACGAAUCGCAGGAUGAUGAAAAUGACGAGGAGGACGACGACGACGACGAGCAGGAAGAAGAUGAGGAUGCUGUCAUUGCCGAUGACGAUGGCGACGAGGUUCAGAAUGAUGAGAACGACGACGAUGACGUCAUCAUCAUCGUCGGCAAUGAAGACAGGAACAGCGGCAGCAGCGAGAUGAAUGCAGCAGCCGACGAAGAUGACGACAUAGUCGACGAUGAUGGUGGCGACGAGGUCGACGACGAUGGAAACGUAGCCACUAAUGCCACGACUGCAGCAGCUGCUGGUGGUGCUGAUAAUGAUGCCGGGGACGACAUGCAGGAUCAUCAUCAGAAUCUUGGUGGUGAAGUUGAAAUUGAUGAGGCUGACCAGAAUUUCAUGGACUCACUGAAUAACUACGAGAUGGAGAUUAAGGUUUCCGAUCCUGAAAGAGAGCUUGAACUCGAUUACGAAGAGGAUGACGUUGUUGCCGAUGAUGACGUCAUCGAUGACGAUAACAAUGUGGGCGGCGGCCACGCUGGGGAUGAAAUGCUUCAGGAAGAAGUUACUAAUAAUGACGUCAUUUAUCUCGAAGAUGACAACGAUGAUGAGGACGUUGACGAUGACAGCAUGCCGGCGCUUGAAAUCAUUUCAAUGAUUCACGAACAGCAGCAGCAACCACAUCAACCACAGCAGCAGCAACAACAACAACGCCAAAGAUCUAGCGUUCAUCCAACUACGUCAGAAAUGACGUCAUCAACAUCGUCAUCGACGCCGUCGACUUUUAAUUUUAGGCCCUCUCUCUCCUCUUUUGCUUUCCAACAGCAGCACCAGUCGCAGCCACAACAGCAGCAGCAGCAAGUACCACACGAAUCAGCUGGCGACGGUAUUGUGCCUAGCACUCCAACCAAUCAGUUUAUGGGUGUAAAUUCGUCUAUACACCAUGCCGAUAUGUUUAACGUCGAUGGAAUUGGAUCACCAGCUCAGACUGAAGAGACAGAUUUGUUUCACCACCACCAGCAGCAACAUCACCACCACCAAAGAAAUGCUGGAAACGAUGACGAUGAGGAUGGUGAUAAUAACAUGCCUGUGCUCGCUCAUCAAGUUCUAAGGGCUGACGACACGCACGUAGAUCUACUGGACUUUGAGGAGGCGGCCCAAGACGCCGCUGACGACGACGCCGCUGGCGCCGCCGGUGGUGAUGAUAAUGAUAGGAAAGGAGAAAUCGGGGGUGCUGAUAACGAUGACGAAGAUAUCGGGGCUGAUGAUAAUGAUAACGAUGGCGGGGUUGAUGAUAAUAAUGAAGGCAGUAGUAGUAACAUUAACCUGCUUCCUGGCUCUGGUGACGAUGGGUUGGAUCACAGUCAACAGCAACAGCAUCAACAACAACAACAUGAAAGCGGACCAUCGCAGCAACAACAUCAUCAACAACAACAACAGCUCAAGGUGCCAAGGCUACAGCCCAGCACAUUGGAUCAGCCCAGUUCUGCUAAUAUUGCUCCAAUCCAACAGAAACCAAAGAUAAAUAGAAUAUUCUGGGGCGAAGCAUUGUCAGCGGCAACCACAGCGACGACAUCAGCAGUUCCACUCAUAACGUCAACGGGCCAAGCGUCGACAUUCAUGCAGCAGCAACAACAACAGCAACCACAUCCAACCAUGCCAACAUCCCAGUUCAGUAUGCAGACCAGAAAAGCGUACCUACAGCAGCAGCAAAUGCAGCAGCAGCUAUUACAACAACAACAACCGCCAAAUACUGGAAGAAUGACUAGAGGAAACCGUGGUGGAAUGGGUGGUGGUAACCAACAGACUAGAGGCGGUCCAAAUGCCGGCUCGAAUCGAGGAGGCAUAACUAGAGCUAAUGUCAUUCCACUGAUGUCCUCAGAGCAGUUACUACCGAAUCAGAAUACUAAUUUUAGUAAUAGUAACGCCGGCAAUAAUACUAUCAAUAAUAAUAACCCCGGGGGUAAUUCUUCUUCUAGAAUGGCAGAGGGCCAAACAGCUAGAAGAGCCAGAGGUCCUAGGGGUGGAAGUUUAACCAGACGACAUCAGUUCUAGGCCCUUUAAAUACACAAACACACAUGUGUAUAUAUAUAUAUGUGUGUGUGUGUGUAUGUAUGUGUGUGUGUUUAGUAAAUAUACACAUUUAUGUUGUAUGUGUCUUUUGAACUGCCUGAUUUAUAAAGACAUUGCUAUGCUGUACAAUAAUAAACUUCUAUAGAUACAUGAAUGAAUGUGUGUGUUGUGUGUGUGAGAGAGAGAGAGAGAGAAAGAAAGAGAGUGAGAGGGGGGGGGGGGGGAUAAAUGCGUGCCUACCCGUUUACAUAACAGUGGAGAAAUAGACUGAAUCCUAAAUCAACAUUGACUUGAAAUUUUGUAAGUUCUAACGAAAUAAUAAUAAAAAUAUUGUAACUAAUUAUAAUAAUUAUUUAUUAUUAUUAUAUAUAGGCGAACGUUAAUUUAUUACGUACUAUUGAUUAUCGUCAGUGAAUAUGACUGCUGUGUCCCUGUUUUUAUUUACCUUUGGUUCCGCUGGUGUACAUACAUAUACACAUACAUACAUUCUAUAUACAUCUUUAGCUUUCUUUACAUGAAACGAUAUAUAUAUAUAUAUAUGUGUGUGUUUGUGUUAUACGGCAGUUGACAAGGAACUAUAUAUUUUGAUUACUCACUCACUAAUAAAUUAACGUGACAUUGAUAAUUAUUAGCGAAUUAAUUAACUUUGAUUAUUACACAGUGUUCGUAUAUAUAUAUAUAUUAUAUAUAUAUAUAUAUAUAUAUAUAUUUUGCAUACAUGUGUAGGAAGACUUAUAAGUGUUAAUUAUAGUUAAAAUAGUGGGGGGAAGCUGAUACUAUCGUUAAUUUAUGUAUAAACUUUAUAGAAUUCUUACAACUGAAAAGUUUCAGAGAUAUGUCUUAUUUAGUAGUGUUGAGUGCCACUGUAUGUCAAAUAAACCAGGAAUCUAU
Helobdella robusta is the source of this 8172-nucleotide messenger RNA. RefSeq lists its product as hypothetical. The coding region runs from base 1 to 7263 and encodes 2420 amino acids. Gene Ontology annotation, cellular component: nuclear pore. The record is from RefSeq and is a predicted model, not a curated record. Lineage: Eukaryota; Metazoa; Annelida; Clitellata; Rhynchobdellida; Glossiphoniidae. Gene Ontology annotation, biological process: mRNA export from nucleus; protein import into nucleus. The transcript is spliced from 40 exons. Gene Ontology annotation, molecular function: structural constituent of nuclear pore.